Molecule: messenger RNA, 369 nt
Organism: Phlebotomus argentipes
Lineage: Eukaryota; Metazoa; Arthropoda; Insecta; Diptera; Psychodidae
Product: cytochrome c oxidase subunit 7C, mitochondrial-like
Exons: 2
Coding region: 108-308 (66 amino acids)
Biological process (GO): mitochondrial electron transport, cytochrome c to oxygen
Source: RefSeq, a predicted model, not a curated record
CCGUCCUUCGUUAAGUUCGAUGCUGUGAGUUGCUGUCAGUUUCCUGAAGUUUUCGUGAUUGCUGAAAAUUCUUUUCUGCUCAUUUUCACCAGAAAUCCAGCGCAAAAAUGCUCGGUCGUGCAUCCACUCUGGUCAGAAGCACCCUCAGCAACUCCAUCCGCUAUGGGUCACAUGGAGGAGUGCCUGGAGAAAAUCUUCCCUUCGGGCUCCACAAUAGGUACCGUCUGACGGCUUGGUUCUGCGUGUUCUUCGGCUCUGGACUGACUCUGCCCUUCUUCGUGGUCAGACAUCAGCUGCUGAAGAUGUAAAUGAUGUUCCCAGCCGAUAGUCCAGGCAUAAUUGAUGUAAUUAAAUGAAGAGUAUCCCAGA